This is a messenger RNA of Cygnus olor (mute swan), 8597 nucleotides long. RefSeq names its product leucyl and cystinyl aminopeptidase (gene LNPEP). Gene Ontology annotation, biological process: proteolysis; peptide catabolic process. The record is from RefSeq and is a predicted model, not a curated record. NCBI's taxonomy places the organism in Eukaryota, Metazoa, Chordata, Aves, Anseriformes, Anatidae. The transcript has 19 exons. The coding region runs from base 347 to 3379 and encodes 1010 amino acids. Gene Ontology annotation, cellular component: cytoplasm. Gene Ontology annotation, molecular function: metalloaminopeptidase activity; peptide binding; zinc ion binding.
GACUGCAGCCGGCCCGGCCCGAUCCGCGGCAGGGCAGCGGCUGGGGAGCGAGCAUGCGGCGGCGGGGGGAGGACGGCUGAAGAGCGGCGGCUGCGCCUCCUCCUCCUCCUCCUCUUCCCUCGUUCUCCUCCUCCUUCUCCGCUCGUCUUGCCAGGGCUUCGCCGUCGGGGCUGCGGGAGGAGCCCGGCAGGAAGAUGGAGCCGUUCCCCAGCGUGCCUCCCCUGUCUUCUACCUCUUUUGCUGGCCAUGCAGCUGCAGCACUUGCCAUGGCUGGGGUUGGAGCUGUGUACUGACUGGUUGCUGCCUUUGCAAGUGGUUAAGAUAUCAAAUUCAGUUACCCAGAAAUAUGAUUGAAAACAGUAUGUUUGAGGAAGAGCCCGAUGUGGUUGACUUGGCAAAAGAGCCUUGUUUACAUCCCCUGGAGCCUGAUGAAGUUGAAUAUGAACCAAGAAGCUCACGGCUCUUGGUGCGUGGCCUUGGGGAGCAUGAAAUGGAUGAUGAUGAAGAGGAUUAUGAGUCAUCAGCAAAAUUGCUGGGAAUGUCCUUCAUUAACAGAAGCUCAGGUCUCCGGAAUAACAUGGCUGGCUAUAGACAAAGUCCAGAUGGAUCAUGCUCGGUGCCCUCUACAAGGACCAUGGCGGUUUGCACUGUUGUUCUUGUGAUUGCGAUUUCAGUAAUAAUGGUGAUUUAUCUUCUUCCCAAAUGUACCUUUACCAAAGAAGGCUGCCAUAAAAAAAAUCGUACAAUGGAACUAAUAUACCCUUUGGCAACCAAUGGAAAACUGUUUCCGUGGGCGAAAAUGAGACUUCCUUCUGAUGUUGUACCACUGCACUAUGAUCUUGAGUUGCAGCCAAACCUUACUACUCUGAAAUUUUCAGGAUCUGUAAAGAUAGUGGUUAAUGUUCUCCAGGUAACUAGGAAGAUUGUGCUUCACAGCUCAGGACUUAAUAUCACCAAGGCAUCCCUUACUUCAACAGGAGGAAGUCAAGCAAAGCCAGUUGAAUUGCUGGAAUAUCCAUUGCAUGACCAGAUUGCAGUCAUGGCUCCUGAGGCUCUCCUUGUAGGACAGAAUUAUACUGUCAACAUAGAAUAUUCGUCUAAUUUAUCGGACACCUACUAUGGCUUCUACAAAAUUUCUUACAAGGAUGAGAAAUCUAAACAAAGGUGGUUUGCAGCAACUCAGUUUGAACCUCUGGCAGCAAGGUCUGCUUUUCCAUGCUUUGAUGAACCAGCAUUGAAAGCUACUUUUUUAAUCAAGAUCAAGAGAGAUGAGAAACUUACUGCUCUGUCAAAUAUGCCAAAGAAAGCCACUACUCGUGUGACAAAUGGAAUUGUCCAAGAUGAAUUUUUUGUGAGUUUGAAGAUGAGCACCUACCUGGUAGCCUUUGUUGUUGCAGACUUGAAAAACGUCAGUAGAGAAACUAAUGGGAGUCUGGUAUCUGUCUAUGCCAUACCACAGCAUAUAAACCAAGUAGAGUAUGCUCUAAACACAGCAGUGAAACUUCUGGAAUUUUAUCAAAAGUACUUUUCAAUAAAUUACCCUCUUGAAAAAUUAGAUCUGGUAGCAAUUCCUGAUUUUCAGUCUGGUGCAAUGGAAAACUGGGGCUUGGUCACCUUCCGAGAAACAACACUGUUGUAUGACAGUAAAACUUCUUCAGCAAGGGAUAAAAAGCUAAUAACUGCAGUGAUAGCUCAUGAGCUUGCCCAUCAGUGGUUUGGCAAUCUAGUAACUAUGGAAUGGUGGAAUGAUCUCUGGCUGAAUGAGGGAUUUGCCACUUUCAUGGAGUACUUUGCCAUGGAGGAGAUUUUUCCAGAAUUACAUUCAGAUGAAGAUUUCCUAAAUCUAAUAUUCAAGGCUAUGAUGAAGGAUUCCAUGAAUUCUUCACAUCCAGUCUCUUCGGCUGUUCAGUCAUCAGAGCAAAUUGAAGAAAUGUUCGAUGCACUUUCUUACAUCAAGGGGGCUUCACUUCUGUUGAUGCUGAAGCACUAUCUCACAAAGGAUGUUUUCCAAGCUGGCAUUGAGGUAUAUUUGCAUAAUCAUGACUACAGAUCUGCUCAGAGUGAUGACUUGUGGGACAGCAUGAAUGAGAUCACCAAUGGAACGCUAGAUGUAAAAAAGUUAAUGAAAACGUGGAUUCUGAAUAAAGGAUUUCCUUUGGUGACUGUUGUCCGAACAGGAAGGAAUAUCUCUAUACAGCAGGAAAAAUUUUUAUAUCGUGUGGAACCAGAAAAUUGGACAUCAGAUGCAAAUUACCUGUGGCAUAUUCCUCUCACCUACAUGACUAAUAGGUGCAACUUUACCCAUUGUAUUAACGCAUACUUACUGGACCAGAAGUCAGCUGUCAUUGAACUUCCAGAAGAGGUGGAAUGGAUAAAAUUCAACGUGGACAUGAAUGGUUAUUACAUAGUACACUAUGCGGAAGACUGGAAAACACUGAUUGAUCUGCUGAAAAAAAACCACACUGCUCUGAGUGCUAAAGACAGAGCUAAUCUGAUCAACAAUAUCUUCAACCUUGCAAGUCUAGGAAAAGAGCCUUUGGAAAAGGCCUUUGAGCUGAUCGAUUACCUUACAGAAGAGAGCAGUACUGCACCACUCACUCAAGCUUUGUUUCAGCUGAGUCUUAUCUACAACCUUUUAGAGAAAAAGGGUGAGCAACAACUGGCAGCACGUGUGAUGUAUAGAAUAGAAUACCUGCUUGGAAAUAAAAUUGACCAACAGCAUUGGACAGAUAAUGGGACUUUGUCUGAACGAGAGCUCCGGUCAAUACUACUAGCUUUUGCCUGCACCCAUGAUAUAAGACAAUGUAGAACAGCUGCCACUGAGAUGUUUGAGAAGUGGAUGAAGUCUAAUGGAACAAUGAGUCUGCCUAGUGAUCUUAUGAAAGCCAUAUUUAUAACUGGAGCCAAAACUAAUGAAGGCUGGGAAUUCCUCCUAAAGAUGUACUCCUCUUCAGUUUCUGAAGCAGAGAAAAGCAAAAUGAUUGAAGCCUUGGCGAGCACAGAUGAUGUCAGAAAGCUCAUCUGGUUAAUGCAGAACAGCCUUGAGGGAGAAGUCAUCAGGGCACAGGAGCUUUCACGUAUCGUAGCAACUGUUAGCCAGAGUUUCCCUGGAUAUUUGUUGGCCUGGGACUUUGUUAAAGAGAACUGGGAAAAACUUACAAGAAAGUUUCAUCUAGGCUCAUAUACUAUCCAGAACAUCAUUAGUUCAUCAACUUCUCAGUUUGCUACAAGGGCGCAUCUACUUGAGGUGAAGACGUUUUUUGAAUCAAAGUCAGAAGAGAGUUCUAAACUGCGUUGUGUAAAAGAGGCACUUGACACGAUUCAGCUCAAUAUCCAGUGGAUGGAGAGGAACUUAGCAAAGCUACAAAAAUGGCUGUAGUGCAUGUUACACUAUGGAGUGUCAGCCAUUUAGGAAAUCUGUGGACAGUUGCUCUGUUUCUUUUGCAAAAGCCAGGGUGAAACCAGGCAUUGCUGCAACAUUGUUUGCACUAUUAGAGAGUCUAGAUAGCUCAGGGCAUGUCUCACAUAAAUUUUGAUUUCCCUUGAAGCAUUUAUGAGCAGGAUGUAUUUAUUCUGAAACUGUUUUCAUCUAUAGACCAAACAUCUCCAUAAAUUAUAUUAUAUAUAUGAAAUUUAAUACCCUUUCAUUUGGUUGUCAUGUUCUAGUUUUUCAGCAGCGUGUUGAUAUUGACAGAUAAGAGCAGAAAGAAAGAAAGUUACCAUGAACUGUUAGCUUUUUGCACACUGCUGGGUAAUUAGUAGGGCUUUGUUAAUGCAAAAAUAUAGGUAGUUUCCACAUUUGUAGAUAGAGAAGCUUUGUGAAACAAAGUCAUGCGUAGGAUACAUAAGUAUUAGAGGAUCUCAUAAAGUACAGCGGUUUGAGGAGAGGUAAAUAAGGUCUGGAUUUGAAUUCAGUUUGGACUUCUGAUUUUUCACUGUGUUGUUGAGGAAUUACAUGAAAAAUAAGAAUAAUACGUCAUGCUAAUCAUACACACUUUGAUGUUUAAAGUGGCUGGGCACUAAUAGUCUGCAUGGAAAGGAGAAAGCCAGACAGCAAAAACAAAUGUUUUAGAGAUGGAAUUUCCAAAAACAUUGAUGGGGCCUUGGAACUUUUACUCUGAAUUUAUUAGACAUUUUUGAGAAUUGUGUUGUUAAACAUUGGAGUGUAACUGAUGUUGCUGCAUAGAUCUGUGAGCAACUGCAUAAAACUGCCAUGAGUUGUUGUUAACAGGCUGGUUUAUCUGUUAGACUGACUACUGAUUUGUCUACUUCUGACUACUGAUUUUUAAUUUCACCACUUGUUCCAGAUGUCCUGCAAUAAGUCAGUGUAUCAGCCACUUCAUUUGGUUAAGUUUAUGCUUUUUUUCCCUUGCCUGUUACCUUUGAUAUCACAGUAUAAUUUGUGUAUAUUGCUUACCCAGUAUAGCUUUAGAAAGCUUCUCAUUUAGAUUUUAAUGGUUUGUUCUACUGUUGUGAAAAACCUUGUGUGACAAAUCUUCAUACUCUUUAAAAGAAGGGGAUCUAAAUCUUCAUACUUUAAAAGAAGGGGAUCUAAAUCAUCAUACUCUUUUUAAAAAGGGGGAUCUAAAAGCAGAGACGGGCCACAUUAGAAAGCCAAAAUACCAAUUGUACAAUCUUGUCUUUCAAAAGCAGUGAGAAAGGCCAUUUUUGAGGUAUAGCAUGUACAUAAAACAUAUGCAAGAGUAAUCAUACUUGUUUAUGUGGAGUUCUGAUGUUUCAAAUGUUCAUUUCAUUACUGUUGCACCUUUUGUGGAUUGAUGCAAGCAGAUCCAGACCCGUUGUCUUAUCAGCAUCCAAUAUGUGAUUCAAUAUGAAAACAUUAACAGUUAAAAGUUGAAAAGUUUGAACAACACAAAGUUUUAAUUUCAGUCACAGCAAAUUCUGAAGAAGAUAAUAAUUUGAAUGAGAGUUAAAUUAGUGGACGUGAAAAUUUGUCACAGGCAAUUCAAACUGAAGGCUUUAAUUGAUGAAAUUGCAGCAUUGGCUGCUUAUUUAAUCAGAAGAAAUUGUAAGCUGUGAUUGCUUAAGCCAUGCCAUACUUUUCCCAUCCUUCCAGAAUGGGAAAUUCUUUCUUGGAAAAGAAAUUCCUUAUGUUUUCACCAGUUCACAUUUAAAAACUAUGUCUGCAGUUCUAAUCUUGAAAUUAUUAGGAAGUGUGUUAGAUUCUGAGGGUGCACAAACAUUUGUUUGCCCCAGAGGCCCAGAAAAGAGCAAUUUUCACAAGUACUGAAGAAGGAAUGUAAGCGCUGAAAAUAGGUCAUACUAUCCUAAUUCCAUAAAUUAUGCAAUUAGAAUGGUAAUUAGCUAUGCUCUCUGAUUAUUUUUUUUACAAACUUCCAUGUCUUGUGGUAUUAUUUCUUUGUUUAUUUUAAACCUUUAUGCUCUCUGCAGAAAUACAAAUUCCAUAUUUGUAUAUUUGUGUGUAUAUAUGUAGUUGUCAUCUAUUUUCCUUUACAGUCACUUCUUAAUAUUAAAUGAGGAGACAGUAGUAUGCUUUCACUUUUCUAUCCCCUCACACUUCUUUUUAUUUCAGCCCUGACUAUAGUACUGAGGCAUAUAAAAUUUCAAAUGGAAACUCCGGAGGAAGAUCCCAUCUUCCUCCUGAUUUCUGCUGUAGGAUUAUAGAAGUGUAAGGUUUUAUUCAGAUGCUUGACUGAUAAUUAGUUCUUUGCAAGGAAAUAGCAUGCAGCUGAGUUUUAGAUUGCAAACUGUACCAAGAAUGUCUGGAAAGUCAGGGGAGGGGGGGGGAUGGUUUUUGAAUAAUUUUUCAUUUCACUUUUUGCUGCAUUUGAUGGCUUUUUUUUUCUAAUAGGUAAUAACUUCAGUGUAUCAGUUGUAGAGGUUUUUAAAUUAUUUUUCUGUCACGGAGUCUAUAACCUUAAUAAAAACUGUGCUGGAGUCCUUCUUCCAAGUUAAAUGCUUAAAUAUACUCCUCUGUUAGUGAGAUUAUUGGGAACUGAUGAAGGUUGGAAUGGCUAAGGCAUGAGCAAUGAAUUGCCCUUUAGAGCCACAUCUGUCAUGCCUUACUGCAAAGGAAUGAAAUCUUGCUAGUUCCUUGAGUUUUCUUUGGCUUCUGGUCAAAUGAAAAACAUAUUGUAGCCAAUAGGACCUCUUUACUUAAUUUCCGUAGUAUUUUCUAGCUAAAACUUACCGAGCUAAUGUUUUUUUUAUAUAUCUUAGGCCAUUCUUAUUUUACAGCAGAAGAGCUUUGCAGGGAAAAACUGUGAGUUCAAAUGCUACUAGCUUUGUAUCAUGUCCUGCAAUGUAAAAUUACAGUGUUUAAUAAAUUGGAACUACAGUAUAUGUUCAGAUGGGCUACAUCAAUUACCGUCUUCAAAGCCAUUAUGUACUGAUUGUCUGUUAUUUUCCAGUAUCCUCUGUUUAUAAUGAAUGCACUUCUUAUUUUAAGAGCUAAUUGUGGUGAAAAGCAAAUAUGCAUGUAUAUAUUUUUUACUUCUAUAAAUAAAUACUUUUCCUAUGUAAAAUUAGCCUACCAGGAAAAGUGUAAGCAAGCAAUUGAGCUCUUAACUUCGUCUCUGGAAAAAGGAUUGCUCCCUCUGCCAGCUCAGCUUUUAUUUUUAUUUAGAGAUGGAAAAAGUGCAAGCAGUGUAGGAAAAGCAUGAGACUUCUUCUAAUAUGUGAAAAGACAGUAACAUGUAAUGAAGGAGUUUAAAAUAGGUCUAGUUUUUCUGUGUAACUGGUCAUAGAGAUAGAGAUAGUCAUUGUGCCUUAUGGCUUAUAAUUGAAGUGAUACGCUAGACAGUAUGUUAGAACAAACAUCCUGUUUUCUUGCAGGAGCCAACUGAGGUCUUGUUCUUAGAGGUUGAUGAGAAUUGUUUUUCUGAGCAGUAUUCAGCGUUGCUAACGGGAAGGCAGACUACAAUUGCUGAGGGUUCGUCCUUAUUAUACAGAUUGUUUCACAGGUAGCUGAAAUUUGUCAGAGGGAGUACACUGAGCAGUGUUGGCUUUUGUUGCGUCCUAUAACUAUGAUAUAAAACUGUACUUCAGCAUAUAAAUUUUCCAGUUAUGGAACUACUACAUACAUAAACUUUCAUAAAAUAAUGUUGCAUCUCAUCCUAAGUAUUGUAUUGAUGUCAAGCUCAUUCUGUUGUAAACUAAUCGUUCUAGAAGAAACUUAAACUUUCUUCUUGUCCGCUCCUAUAUGGAAAUCACUCAUUUGCUAGAGAGCCAGCUUGUUUGGACUGGAAUUUCUGCAUUAAUUAUCAGACUUGGCACUCAGAAGGUGUAGAAAGUUACUGUCUACCAUAGAAAGGAGAACUGUUCAGAUCUUGUAGUAUUUGAGACACUUAAUUCUGAACAUACAUUGUAGGAAUGAUCUAUGAAGAAACUAAUCAUGGGAGUAAUAAUUUUCUUUUGUUGGCUAACAGAUGUAGGAAGUGUAACUUGAAUCUGUAUCUUUUACCUUUGGUGGAACAUUCCAUUUUCUGACAGGUUGUACCAUCCUUCCUUUGCUUUGCUGGAAGAUAUUCUUCUUUGCACUCUGAAAUUUAAAUUAAUGCUCAGUAACCAUUCUUAUUUGUAUGCACUUGUUGCAUUCAGUCAUGUAUAUUUUAGCUUUUCCACAUAUUCCUGAUUCAUGCGUCAUGUAGUACAUUCAGUUCUCCACAUGCUAAACGUUUAUUGUUUGACAUUUUGACAAGUGCAUACAUAAACUUAUUUUUAAUAGUUAUAUUUAUACCUAUCAUUUUCAUCAAGAUGCUACUAAAUGUUCAAAGAUUUUUGUUACUUUUUUAUGUCAUGGAGUCACAUGAUUUCUGGGGGGAAGAAAGUACCUUUACCAUAGUAAACUCUCAGGUCAUAUUGCUAAAGAAUUUAAAUCUCUAAUUUUGCUGUGUUAUUUAAAUCUGCUGUUGUAGUAGAUAUAUUGACUUUUAUAUGUGACAAUUUAACUUUGAUGCAGAAUAGGAGGCAGGCAUCUUUUUCUGAAUUAGUAAUGGUGGCAUUAAACAAAUCACAAUACAAUCUUAAGUAUAUAGUUUUAUAAAAAAAAAAUAUAUAUAGUGGCUUGAAUGGAUUGAAACACAGUAAUUCAAAUUGAAUUUGUAAAAACGAAGUACAGAUUUUCCAUUCAAAGAAUUGGAGACUGGAGGAGUUUGAGUAUAUAAUGUCAAACAAAUUUUUGCAGUGAGAACUGAGCCCUGUCUUCAUUAAGUCAAGGUUAAGUUAUGUAUCCCUGAAAAAUACCUUAAAAGUUAAUUUGGAAAUGCUGUAUACCGUAGGUACUUGUAAUGGGUUAGUCUUUGUAUUUUAAACACUGUAAAAAUAUAUAAGACAAUGUAAAUUCACAGGUGUCUGAACUGUGAGUGGUAACAUUUCAGGUUGUAAAAUACCUGCCUUCAGAUGGGGAUUUGAAUAUCGUUUGUGUGUGUGUGUGCGUGUGUAUGUAUAGAUAGAUAUAAAAUAAGUUGUCUGUUUCAUUUGUAAAGGGAAGAGAAGCUUAUUUUCUUUAUAUUUCAGAGAAAUGUUUUUGCAUAUUACCAGCACUGAUUUGAAAGGCAUGUGUACUGCAAACACUAUUGCUUUUUGUGAGAUGGAAAUAAAGUAUUUCAAUAUAA